UGCGCGGAACCGAUCGAGCAGCGACAGCAUUCGCUAAAAUCGAGGGGUUACGUUACUACGACGUAAAGUGUGCGUGUUUCCGGAGGUCUUGGAAAAACGCCCUCUUAAAAAAAAGAGCAUACUACGAAGGACAAAACAGUCGUACAGCUAGAUUUAUUUUAGAAAAUAAAUAAAAACUACGUUUAGGGUUAGAGUUAGAGUUAGAUUAUCGAAUAGGCCACGCCUACCCGAUGACGCAAUAUUUGUUACGCUGUUCUGAAAUCCCUGGAAAUAAGUGCAUCCCGCGGAGGAGCAGGAAGAGGAAGAACAAGAAGCAGCAGCAGCAGCAGCAGCAGUAGAAGAAGAACCGCAAAAUUUUAUCGGAUAGUCUAUGUCCUAGGUCAAAUAUUGUCCGUUUAUUGAAUGUAUAGCUUUGUAUAUCGUUUACAUCAAAAUGCCAGCUGAAAAUCUGAGAUGGGAGACACUGGAAGCUCUGAAAAAUUCACCGAAAGCAAAAAUAAAAUACAGUCCUGACUGGCUUGAAAAGAGCGAGGACAUUUUAGCAGGUUGUAGAGAGGUAACCAGACUGUCCCCUCUCUCUGAACACGUUCUAAAGAGCUUCAGCCCUCAGUCUGUGAUGAAAAAUGGUUCCCGUACAUCAGAACAUGGCCUCAGCUCUGGUUCGGCUGCCUUUAAAAUAUUUCAUAGACUUGCUACAUCUCCAUUACUUCAUACUGUCAAAAAAGAGGAAUCUGAUGAUACAAAAGAGGGUUUGAGCCCCACAGUGGACAUUUGCAGCAGUUCACCAACACCAAUCUUCUCAACCAAGGCCACACAGAUGGCUGGCUGCAUCCGCAUCUGUGAGAAAAAACAUUGGGCUAAAUCCAAGUUAGAGCUGAACCUGAGGCAGGAGCUGCAGGAAUGUCUGGUGGCUGGUGUUGCUAGUCGGGAGUCAGAGCAGCUAAAACGCUUUGAAGAAUUCAUGGAGCUUAAGCAGAGAAAGGAGUACCAGAGUAUGAGGGACAUGAUGGAAAAGGAAACACAGGAAAGCCUUGGACGCCAGGAGAAGUUAAAGGAAGAACACAGACAUAGAAUGAAGAUCUUAAACCUGCGGCUUCGGGAGGCAGAACAGCAGAGGAUGAGAGAGGCGGAGCUUGAGCGGCAGAGGCAGCUUGAGGGCAGGGAUCGGUUGCGUGCACUCAAUGCCAUUCAAGAGGAGGUGCUUAGGCUCAAUCAGCUCCUGGAACCUGCACCUUACACACAAACAAGCCCCACAUUUGACUGCUCAUCUUAUGUCAGCCGUGGCAACCAGCUUUGUUCACAGGUUUCAGAGGUUGUACGCUCUACAACUGAAGGACAUUUUCCUUCAGUUGAUGACAUGAUGGUGGGAGAACGGGCCCUACAGGAAAUGAGAACACUGGUUAGAGCAAUCCAGGAGGAGCUUGCACAGGUACAAGAGAAAAAGAAGAAUGAGCAAGUGGAAGAAGAGUGCAGGAAGAAACAGGCAGAGAUGAAAAUCCAGGAAGAAGAAAAGAAGAAAACUGCAGCAUUAGCUGUUAAAGAGAAACUCAAAAAACAAGGUCUGCAGACUAUGGCUGAUGACAGCACCUUGAAAUGGUAUAAAGAUCUACAAGGUUUGGCCAGCCAAUGCACCCAGUACUUUGAAGAUUUGAACAACACAAAGGAUAUGAAGACAAAAAAAUUGAGAAUGGAGCUCCAGAAAGCUGCAACAAUUCCUGUGAGCCAGAUAUCCAGUAUUUCAGGUUCCAAGCUGAAGGAGAUUUUUGACAAGAUUGACCAAUUGUUAUUAGGACGACAAGUUAUCUUUGGUGGAAAAGGUAUUUCCACAUCCCAGCAUCCUUAUGGACUAGAAUUUGUGAGCUAUAAAUUGGCAGAAAAAUUUGUGAAACAAGGAGAAGAGGAGGUGGCGUCUCAUCAUGAAGCAGCAUUCCCCAUUGCAGUUGUGGCUUCGGGUGUAUGGGAGUCCCACCCUAAAGUAGGAGACCUCAUUUUAGCUCAUCUCCACAAAAAGUGCCCAUAUUCCGUUCCUUACUACCCCCCAAUGAAGGAUGGCACCUCCAUUGAAGAAUAUCAGCAGAUUCUGGGAUAUCGUGUGGAUGAGUCAGGGGUGGAAGGUCAGGACAGUUUCUUAAAAAGAAUGUCUGGAAUGAUCCGACUGUAUGCAGCCAUAAUACACCUAAGAUGGCCUUUCACUAAUAAACAAGGGAUUGGUCCCCAUAGACUGAAUCAUGGCUGGCGAUGGUUGGCUCAGAUGCUAAACAUGGAACCACUGGCUGACAUUACAGCAACUCUUCUAUUUGACUUUCUAGAGGUUUGUGGAAAUGCGCUUAUGAAACAAUACCAAGAGCAGUUUUGGAAGCUUCUGCUUUUUAUCAAAGAAGAAUACUUCCCCAGGAUUGAAGCAGUCACCGACAGUGGUCAGAUGGGUUCUGUAACAAGACUUAAGCAGUUUCUGGAGAACGUCUUAAGAAACAAGCAGAUUGAGCCACCAAAAGGACAACUGAACUCGGCCUUCUGGAGAUCCUGAGGGUUUUGAUUGUUGAUCUGACAACUUCCUCAAUACUUAUCGAAAAUACAUCAGGGAUACUAAGAAACUGUUUACACUUCAACAAUAUGUUCAAUAAUGAAGUAUAAUAUUCCUGCAGAUCCAUGACUGUUUAUCUGUAUCAUCUGUUUAUUAAUUUUUUUUUAAAGAAAUUAUUUUGGUGUACAUGUGCUAAAUGUAAACUUACUGGACACUUUGAUAGAUGCACAUGUAACUCUGGCCAUCCAUGUAAAUAUCUAGUCAGGCAAACGUGUUAGGUUCAUAUCAAAGAUACAAAUGUGAUGACAGCACAGGUUCACUGAAACUGGACAACUGUUUGUUUUUUGUCCAAAUUUUAAACUGUCCAAUUCUUCAGGCUUUAACUUUCUAGUUUUUCUUCUGAGCAUGAUUGUAAAAAGGGGUACCAAUAUACUUCCUGUCAGCUCAAACCAGUAUGGUGUUUCCCUUCUGACCUCCACAAGAAGACAUUUCUGCCUGCAGAUCUGCUGCCCACUGGAUGUUUCCCACCAUCACUAUUCAGGUGUUUAGCUCUUGGACAAGAAUGUCAGUAAUGAUGUCACAGGAUAACAUUGGAAAAUGUCAUAAAGGAAGUAUGUAGUUUUAUAUGUUUAUAGUUAUAACUACAUACUGCAUAAAAUGUUGAACUGAUGUAGAUGGAAAGGGAGGGCAAAAAAAAUCUGAUGAAACAUGCAAUCUGGUCCUACUGCAACGGCUCAAUAAUAAUAUUGUAUUAAUUUUGGUUAAAUACACUAAACUACAAAAGAUUUGGUUAGUGCACUGAUUAAAUGUCAAUAAAAAUUUGCAGGUAGUAUUUACAUGCUCCAGUUA
Messenger RNA from Tachysurus fulvidraco (yellow catfish), 3373 nucleotides. RefSeq names its product GLE1 RNA export mediator (gene gle1). Gene Ontology annotation, biological process: poly(A)+ mRNA export from nucleus; regulation of translational initiation; regulation of translational termination. Bases 434 to 2527 code for a protein of 697 amino acids. The record is from RefSeq and is a predicted model, not a curated record. Lineage: Eukaryota; Metazoa; Chordata; Actinopteri; Siluriformes; Bagridae. Gene Ontology annotation, molecular function: translation initiation factor binding; inositol hexakisphosphate binding; phospholipid binding. Gene Ontology annotation, cellular component: cytoplasm; nuclear pore; nuclear pore cytoplasmic filaments. The transcript is spliced from 16 exons.